UGACCUCUGACCUAUGAUGUCAUCCCUACAUCCGGGAACUCCACCCUGCAGACAAGAUGGCGGACGGUCGGGACGAUGUCUGGAGAACUUUGCGAGAACAGCAUGUGACUGCACUCACCACCCUGACCAAUGUGGCAGCAGAAGCACCUUAUGUGCCUUUUGCAGCUUUCAGCGAUGGUGACCUGAAGAUGGACAGUUCGGCUGGCCCCAGCCCUACCGGCGCCGGCGGGGGCUUUCUCUACCAGAGGAGCAACAGUACUCACACUUCAGAGUCGUCAGUUCCAAAUACAGCUGCGUUUGGUGAAACAGAUUUCAAGGCAGGUGACUUCGAGCAGAGGCCGUAUCGACAGAACAGUUUUUCCAGUAGGGCGUCGACGGCAUCGGAAGGGUCCUCAGUUCCCAAUACAGAUGAUGAGGAUAGUGACGCACAUCACAGCGCCUCCAGUUACAAGGAACGGCGGCGGAACGCGCACACAGCUGCGGAGCAGAAGAGGAGAGAUGCCAUAAAGAAAGGGUAUGAUGAGCUCCAGCAGAUGGUUCCCACGUGCCAAACCCAGGACCAGAUCGGCUCGCAGAAACUCAGCAAAGCCACGGUGCUGCAGAGAUCCAUUGACUACAUCAGCUUCUUGGUUCAGCAGAAGAAGAAACAGGAAGAUGAGCUGGAUGCUCUCAGGAAGGACGUCAUGGCUCUCAAAAUCAUGAAGGGGAAUUACGAGGAGAUAGUUGAAGCCCACCAGAACACGCCGACUCAGGGACAGAACCAGGUGUCAGACGAGGUGAAGUUUAACGUGUUCCGCUCGGUGAUGGACCAUCAGUUCCAGUCCUUUAACCAGUCCAUCUCCGUGGCCAGUUUUGCCGAGCUGUCGGCCUGCGUCUUCAGCUGGCUAGAGGAACACUGCAAACCUCAGACGUUACGAGAACUCAUGCUGAGUGUUUUGAGACAAGUCAACAACCAGCUCUUCUAGCAGUACCUUGGGUCUACAACGCUACAUGGGAAAAAUACCAGGAAAGAGCAAGAGUGAUUUGUUUUUCACAACAUUUAUUUAUUGUCAUACACAAUAUUAUGAUUACAAGGUGCUAUUGCUUUUUUUCAAUUUGACAUUCAGGGCAAAAAUUAAAAUGCCCCUUUAUAAAGUUUUCAUUCAGUUAUUCUGUACAGCUCUUAUCCUAAUACCUGUCAAAUUUCAUAACUCUCUACAUAAUAAAAACUCUUUUGUUUUGAUCAUUCUUUUUCUGAUACAGUGUCAACUACUAGACUAAGUAGCUAGAAUACAGCAGAUUCUUUUGGUCUGAUUGGUUGUUUCCCAUAACAGUACAUGUACAUUUUGUAUAGUGCUGGUAGCUCAUAAGCCAUGUGUGUAUUUACUGAUGUACAUAGUGUUUGAUAUGAGAUGUAUUGGAGAAAAAUUAUUGUAAAUAUUUCUCUACAUUGUAUAAAACAUUUACAGUCUUUCAUUGAUGAUGCUUAUUGCUUACCAUUAAGACACGUGGAUACAAGAAUUAGAUAAUGACUAGUGGAUGAAUUUGAAAUUAAGAACAUUAGCAGCAUUUGUACUCUUUGUAAGCUAGAAUUUAAGAAUCAUUUUUGUCCAAGAAGAUUACGAUGAAAGUUGUUUUGUAGUCCUUUAAAAAUGAUGCUACAUGUACAAUAUCAGAACUCUUGGACUUUGAAUGAAAACUUUGUUUUUUGAAUAAUUUAUUGCAGUAUCUACAGAUUGGGUUACAGUAUUGCAGUAUGAAAUAUUGUAUAAAGUACAUGUACAUUGUACAACAUGUAUGAAUAAAAUGUAUAGAUGCAGACAA
This is a messenger RNA of Branchiostoma belcheri (Belcher's lancelet), 1803 nucleotides long. RefSeq names its product max-like protein X. The transcript has 9 exons. Gene Ontology annotation, molecular function: RNA polymerase II cis-regulatory region sequence-specific DNA binding; protein dimerization activity; DNA-binding transcription factor activity, RNA polymerase II-specific. The coding region runs from base 57 to 965 and encodes 302 amino acids. Lineage: Eukaryota; Metazoa; Chordata; Leptocardii; Amphioxiformes; Branchiostomatidae. Gene Ontology annotation, cellular component: nucleus. The record is from RefSeq and is a predicted model, not a curated record. Gene Ontology annotation, biological process: regulation of transcription by RNA polymerase II.